AUGUACAAGGAUGACGUUCGGGCGGUUGGGGAUGAGAAUUGCUGUGUGAUUUUGUUGUUUCUGAGAAAUUUGUUUUUUUAUCGCAUGGGUGUGAAUUUGGAAGCACCUCCACCAAAACUAGCACCUUUGCCACCCCCAGCACCACCGCCUUUGCCUCCACCACCACCUCCUCCGAAACCACCACCUUUUCCACCUCCUACGCCCCCACCAAUACCACCUCCUUUUCCACCCCCAGCACCUCCACCAAAACCAGCACCUUUGCCACCCCCAGCACCUCCACCGAUACAACCACCUUUGCCUCUACCACCACCUCCUCCGAAACCACCACCUUUUCCACCUCCUACGCCCCCACCAAUACCACCUCCUUUUCCACCCCCAGCACCUCCACCAAAACCAGCACCUUUGCCACCCCCAGCACCUCCACCGAUACAACCACCUUUGCCUCUACCACCACCUCCUCCGAAACCACCACCUUUUCCACCUCCUACGCCCCCACCAAUACCACCUCCUUUUCCACCCCCAGCACCUCCACCAAAACUAGCACCUUUGCCACCCCCAGCACCACCGCCUUUGCCUCCACCACCACCUCCUCCGAAACCACCACCUUUUCCACCUCCUACGCCCCCACCAAUACCACCUCCUUUUCCACCCCCAGCACCUCCACCAAAACUAGCACCUUUGCCACCCCCAGCACCACCGCCUUUGCCUCCACCACCACCUCCUCCGAAACCACCACCUUUUCCACCUCCUACGCCUCCACCAAUACCACCUCCUUUUCCACCCCCAGCACCUCCACCAAAACUAGCACCUUUGCCACCCCCAGCACCACCGCCUUUGCCUCCACCACCACCUCCUCCGAAACCACCACCUUUUCCACCUCCUACGCCUCCACCAAUACCACCUCCUUUUCCACCCCCAGCACCUCCUCCAAAUCCCCCACCUCCACCAAUACCACCACCUUUUCCACCUCCUACCCCUCCACCAAUACCACCUCCUUUUCCACCCCCAGCACCUCCACCAAAACCAGCACCUUUGCCACCCCCAGCACCUCCACCGAUACAACCACCUUUGCCUCUACCACCACCUCCUCCGAAACCACCACCUUUUCCACCUCCUACGCCCCCACCAAUACCACCUCCUUUUCCACCCCCAGCACCUCCUCCAAAUCCCCCACCUCCACCAAUACCACCACCUUUUCCACCUCCUACCCCUCCACCAAAACCACCACCUUUGCCACCCCCACCCCCAGCACCUCCACCAAUAACACCACCUGCCCCCCCUCCUACACCUCCACUGAAACCACCACCUCCUCCGAAACCACCACCUUUUCCACCUCCUACGCCCCCACCAAUACCACCUCCUUUUCCACCCCCAGCACCUCCUCCAAAUCCCCCCCCUCCACCAAUACCACCACCUUUUCCACCUCCUACGCCCCCACCAAUACCACCUCCUUUUCCACCCCCAGCACCUCCUCCAAAUCCCCCCCCUCCACCAAUACCACCACCUUUUCCACCUCCUACCCCUCCACCAAUACCACCUCCUUUUCCACCCCCAGCACCUCCACCAAAACUAGCACCUUUGCCACCCCCAGCACCACCGCCUUUGCCUCCACCACCACCUCCUCCGAAACCACCACCUUUUCCACCUCCUACGCCUCCACCAAUACCACCUCCUUUUCCACCCCCAGCACCUCCUCCAAAUCCGCCACCUCCACCAAUACCACCACCUUUUCCACCUCCUACCCCUCCACCAAAACCACCACCUUUGCCACCCCCACCCCCAGCACCUCCACCAAUACCACCACCUGCCCCCCCUCCGACACCUCCACCGUAA
Messenger RNA from Olea europaea var. sylvestris, 1833 nucleotides. RefSeq names its product basic proline-rich protein-like. The transcript has 3 exons. The record is from RefSeq and is a predicted model, not a curated record. The coding region runs from base 1 to 1833 and encodes 610 amino acids. NCBI's taxonomy places the organism in Eukaryota, Viridiplantae, Streptophyta, Magnoliopsida, Lamiales, Oleaceae.